GAAAUGUUGCCUUUACUCUGGGGAUUUGGCCUUUUGGUUGGCAGUUUGCUGCAAGCAAAUCCUGCCGAUUCAGUCAAGCUAAUUCCAAACUUGGGCUACUAUGUGGAGAUGAGGCAGAUUGAUUGCGUGGGCAAUCCCAACUAUUUCAACAGCAUGUACUGCAAAAUCCUUCCACCCAAUAAUAGGACCAUGGAGGCAUCCGUGGUAAUUAUGCAAAAGUUGACCGCCCUAAGUGGUUCGCUCAGGGUAUCCAUUCCGAAUGCCAAAAAGGUCAUAACCCAGAUAUUCGAUAUCACCUUCGAUGUGUGCAAAGUUUUGCGUGAACGCAAGCGAAAGGUGCUGAUUGACCUAUUGGUCAACACUUUGGCCAGGAACAGCAAUGCUAAGGCUUGGAAAUGUCCUUUUCAAAAGGGAUCUUUUGAGUCUAGAAACAUCUCCGUUACCGACUUGCCGCCUAUGUUAACCGAAUCGGAAUUUUACGUCAACUUGGACUUCUUUAUACCCAAGGUGGCCAUUGGCAUGAAUGUAACUCUUCAUGGGCAUCUUUAUGAGAUUGCCAAGGAAAAGAACAGAAGAAGGAAAUAUUUGUAA
This is a messenger RNA of Drosophila rhopaloa, 591 nucleotides long. RefSeq lists its product as uncharacterized. The transcript is spliced from 3 exons. The record is from RefSeq and is a predicted model, not a curated record. Bases 4 to 591 code for a protein of 195 amino acids. Lineage: Eukaryota; Metazoa; Arthropoda; Insecta; Diptera; Drosophilidae.